Pieris napi is the source of this 3112-nucleotide messenger RNA. It is a transcript of the gene Traf-like, whose product is annotated as TNF receptor-associated factor 5. The coding region runs from base 29 to 1585 and encodes 518 amino acids. Gene Ontology annotation, molecular function: protein binding. The record is from RefSeq and is a predicted model, not a curated record. NCBI's taxonomy places the organism in Eukaryota, Metazoa, Arthropoda, Insecta, Lepidoptera, Pieridae. The transcript is spliced from 10 exons.
AAUUAAUGUAGCAAAAAUAGGGUCCAAAAUGAGUUUGAUUAAGACAGAAAGGAGUGACGUCGCUGAAAAUGAGGGGCGGGAUAGCGUCUGCUAUUUUUGCAAUGAUUCAUUCGAAAUGGGAAAAUUACAAAAUCACUUAAAGCAAUGUGGCAGUAUAUUGGAACAGUGUCCGCUGCGUUGUGGAGCCUGGAUUCAGAGGAAGCACAGGGACACACACGUCAAGGACUGUCCCAUGAUGGACAAGAGUCGCAACAGUGCAUCCCCUACCCAUGUCCGAGUGUCAGACCCUGAACCUCCUUCUCACAACAAACACACUUGGUCACCUAGAGCUGUGCCAUUGGACGAAUGUGUCUCGUAUUUGGAGAAAGAACUAGCUAACAUCAAAUUAGUCCUAACAGAAGAAUCAAGCAACCACGACAUCCAAUCAACUGAACUGGAACACCUUCGGUCCAAGUUAGUGCUGGUGGAAGAUCGGGCCCAGCAUUUCCUCUCUACCCUUGUGUCUCUCCGAGCAGCACUGGACGAUGAGGCAGAGAGAUCAGCUAAUUGGGCGGCGCAGUUUAAGCACGACCUUUCUAAUGUGCAGCUGGCUUUGCAAGAGCUUCAAAGCCAGCAGCUGACAACCACGAUGCGACUGGAAAGUGCUAUCAGCAGCAUUGUGCAUGAGCAGAACGAGAGAGAACUGUUAGAGCAGGCACUCACACAACAUGACAAUAGAAUAAGGACUAUCAAUAAGCUAGAAGAGGUAAUCGAAUACAUUAAGCAAACUGUGGAAGAGGAGAGACAGCGCAAUUCUGAAAACCAAGCAGCAUUGGAAGCCGAGCUGAUGGAAGCUCGACGAUCUUCUCAGCAAUUGGCACAUCUCUCUACCCUAAGAGUUCAACUGCAAAAUGCUACUUCAGAGAAUCCCGCAUUUGAUCGAUUGGCGGUGCUGGAAGUGGCUACGGCAGAUGUGAGAGCUGAAGCAGCAGAACACUCUAACAAAAUGGAUAUUAUUUCACGAGAUCUACGUGCUCUAACCAAAAGUUACAACAAGCUGAGGUCAGAACUAGCAGAUUUUCAGACAAGAAUGACAUUGGAAUACCCAGAGAGCGGCAGUAACACUGGUCAGUUCAUCUGGAGGAUAGAUAAGUUCUCGUCUCGCAUGAAGGACGCAAAGGAAAAGGACACCGUGUUGAGCAGCCCACUCUUCCGGACCAGCAACUAUGGGUAUACAUUGAAGGCGGAACUAAAUCUAAACGGUAUAGGCAAGUGGAAGGGUCGUCACAUCACAUGUACUGUGCGGUUGGUGCCCGGUCCAUACGACCCACUUCUGGAGUGGCCCUGUGACCUCAACAUCAACAUCGUGCUAAAAGAUCAACCAGCUAAUCGUAGUCAGGCAAUGGACAUUGUAAAAUCUCUGGAACUCCGUCGAAAAUCGAAGCUAAAGGAAGAUGCCAACGAAAGAAGUAAAUCAACCGAGAGUUUGGAUCAAGGCGUCUUACAAAUGAAGAGACAGUACAUCUUCAUACCACACGCCAGCCUGGACAAGUUCGAGUAUAUUAAGAACGACGUCAUGUUCUUUGAGUUUAUAGUUAAUCAAUAAUACAUAUUCAAUAUUGACUAUCGAUUUACAGUAUGUGGAAUAUAUUUUAUUAUUAGACAUAUAGAUGGAAAUAUUGAUUACUCUGUAUAAACUUAUAAAUUUAAAUAAAACUCUUUAAAGCCGGCAACGCAAUCGCGAGCUCCACUGGCAUGGAGUGUCCAUGGUCGGCGGUGUCAUUUCAGAUGAGCCGUCCUACCCGCUUAAACCCGUUCUAUAAAAAAUGUUGUCGGUGAUAGACUAUUAUUUUAAUAAUAUACAUUCGCCGUUUUAAAGAUUCAUUACGCGUAGUCUACCUUUUUUUUAAAGGUACUGACAAAACAAAAAAUAAAACCUUUGCCUUGAUGAACCUCUCUCAGAAUAAACCACCUUAAAAUGUGUUGAGUUGUUUUAGAAGGGAAGAAAUUAUUUAAACCAUUUAGAGGGCUUCACUUUGUAUUUUAAAUCUCUAGAGACAGAGUGCUACCUUAAGCAAUUAAGAGACAGAUAAAAAAUUAGUGUCCCACUAGUUGUGUUAACGUGAAAUUAAUCCACCGUAAGUACUUAUUUAUGAAUAUAUGACAAAUGAUUAUGAUAAUGCGCCAGUAGUAACUCGAAAUCCAUCUGUUAAUUUGUAGGGGAAUCACUUUCAAGUCAUUCUCAUUUUACACAUGAGGGAGUAUGUAUGAACCGAGGUUGUACAUUUUGCUCUCUUUCUUUAUUUUAUAAGCGUGGCGAUUACCUAAAUUCUGGGAGUUACGCCCCGAGAGUAUAGCCAGAACCCAGGCUCUUCAGCAUUACAAUACAAAGCAUUCAUUUAGCAUUAAAUUAUGUUAUAAACUUUGUUAAACAUGGGCUGAUAAUAAACAGUAUUUUUUUAAUUACAGUGUAAAGUCUUUAUAACAUCAUUCGUUAUAAUAAAAAACUCUAUAUAACGUAAAAAUUAGUUAAAUUUGUUUGGUUUAACACAAAACCCAUUAAUUCUUCCGUCCCUAUAACGAAUAAAAGAGCACGGUCCCUUUAAAUUCGUUAUAAAGAGUUUACACUGUAUUUGAAACCUCCUCACUCACCCAGGAACGGUACACAAUAGCUUUAAUCAUACAGAUGACUUAGAAAAAACUAAGCGUUUGAUUUUAUUUAUCUAACUUUUGCAUUACACCAUAAAUCCUUAAUUUUGAUGUUUAUUACUUAUAAUAUUAAAUCCUUAUAUAGUUUAUAAAUAAAACAUAAACAAAUUCGUACACAAAAUAAUUUUAUUUGAAAACGCUUAUAAAAUAGAAAACAAUUACACAACGUACAUACAAGUAAACAUACUAAACGCUAUGUUUAGUCAAUAUUUCCAAAUGGCUUCAAGUUGAGACGAAGUCGCUCUCACCUGGCUCUUUUCAUUAAACCGAAAAUACAAUUUGAUAGAAAGAGACGACAGUGUACUAUAUUGAUAUGUUACUUUUUAUAAAUAAGGUUAUUCGAGUUACGUCAUACGUCUCGCAAUAGGAAAUGGGACAGUUACAGCAUUUUGUUAUAUAUUUUUAAAAUAAAGUACUUUCUUUA